AUCAUUUUUGCUGCCUGGUCUUUCAUUUUCCCCUCCCUAUUUCCAUGUAGUCGCUCGACGUCCCUUCGUCUACUACAAACAACUGAAUACUAACCGCUAAUUAUGCCUCCGCUACCAGGCGAGGAGCGAGUUCUGACUCUCUUCGCCGAUAUCCAUUAUUACUUUACUGCUCCAACUCCGAAGCCCGUUCUUCAUCGCUUCGAGAAGAGCUCCUAUCUAUAUCUGUACCGCAACAACACCCAGCAGAAAACCAGGAUUGAAGUAGCGAAUAACCCUGGUACCCCCGAUCAGGAUGCAUUUAAUGGAGCUCUCGAUAAUUCCCAUAUACAACACUCCACCUCGUUUCCAUCUCGAUGUACAAUAACCGUGGAUGGACAGACACAACAAGCGCAAGGAGGACUGUCCUUUCCCCCGCCUCCCAAUAGCGCCAACCCUUACGAAUGGCAAUUGCCCACGAACGAUGCGCACAAUCCUAUGCAGCGUCUCCAUACUCUAGAUAUCUAUUUCUGGAGUGCAGGCGACGCCGACCAAUUCCUAGACUCUGUUGAAAACUACUUGUCGCGCGCCCAGGUAGAAACCGACCGGCAUCCUUAUCCACCAGGCUCUUCCGAAGGCAACGCCACAAGUACAGUCGUCCAGCAAUUAGAGAAUGUGGCCAUCACGGACCCGGCUUAUCAGAAUGGACAAACCCGGAAUUCCCAAUCAGAAGCGGCGGUCGUGAGCCCUGCGCUCGUUGAUAUCCCUCCACCACCUCCCAUGGGCAAUCCAGCCGCGUCACCCCAACACACAUCCUCAAUCAGCCCUCCUGCUGAGCAAAAGAGAGACUCCGCGCAGCUUGCCCCUCUACCCUAUAACCCGGCCGCCCCCGCAGCGCCAGAACCGAUCAAGCAUCGCCAGAAAACACCUCCUCCUCCCGAUGCCGCAGACGGAACCGGUCUCGCCGCCGCCAUAGCAGCGGACAACGGCGUGUCCUAUACUAACCCUGGCCAGACCCUCGGAGGAGGCUACCCCGCUACUACUGCUGCUGGCAUACCCCCCCCUCCGCAGCCACAACUUGCGCAAGUCCCGACAACCCCAUACUCCGUUCCCGGAUCCUACGCCUCUCCACCCCCAAGCGCAGGGCUUCCCCGCACAGGCUCCUUCCCACCGCAACCGCCUAUCCAAAGUCCGCCUAUACAAACACCACCUAUCCAAAGCCCACCAGCUACAACCCCCUCAUAUCCACCAACUCACCUCCAAGGAGGCACCCAGCAACAGAUCCCAAUCACCCAACCCGUCCAGCCCGUUCACACCUACGCUGCCCAGCCUCAACAAGUCCAUCAAAUCCAAAAUCAGCAACAACCCCCAAGCUUCUACGGCAGUCAAGUCCCGGCAGUAGGUGGCUACUCAAACUACACCUACGACCAGACGCCCAACCCUCAACAUCAGCAUCAGCAUCACCACCAACACCACCACUCUCAGCAUCAUCUCCACCAGCCAUCCUCCUCCGAAUACAGCAUCCACGGGCAAAUGUACCGGCCCACGGAGGCAGAAGCAGGCUCACACCUUCAGGAGCACGCGAAGCUAGCAGUGCAGCAGCCUCCGCAGCGAUCACGGAAACUAGAGGACUCGGCAUCGAAAGUUGAGGGCAGCGUAAAUCGGUUUUUGAAGAAGUUGGAAAAGAGGCUUUGAUUUGUUCCGUCUUCAACGGCUUGGUUUGUUUUGUUCAGUUGGUAAUGUGUCAAGUUGUUUGUGUGGAGAGGUUAUACCCAUUCGUGUAAAUAGGCAGGUAGGCAUCAGAGAUUUCGAUGGGUAAGGAAGGCAUUUUGUUGAGACCCGUUUCCUUAGGAUUUUCGGCAAUAUGAUACAGUGUAUGCCUCAAUGUAAACGUUUGUUUUGAUUCCCAGGUGACAAAAUUAUUGCCUUGAGCAUCGAGCUACAAGAAAGUGAGCGUCUACUUGGUACAAGGUACGCCUCUCGAACUAAGGUAGAAGCGGUACAACCGAUCAAAUAGAUAGCGCAUCUUAGUUACAUUUUCACAUAUACCGAGGUAAAUCUAUGCUAUUCCGAAGAUAAAAU
This is a messenger RNA of Aspergillus versicolor CBS 583.65, 2058 nucleotides long. RefSeq lists its product as uncharacterized. The record is from RefSeq and is a predicted model, not a curated record. The transcript has 3 exons. The coding region runs from base 103 to 1671 and encodes 522 amino acids. NCBI's taxonomy places the organism in Eukaryota, Fungi, Ascomycota, Eurotiomycetes, Eurotiales, Aspergillaceae.